CCAAACGCGAGGAGGGUGGCGAACGAAAUGAUCUGGCAAGCAUAAUUUUUGAAUGGUGUGAUGAGGAUCUAUUUACGUGCUAUCGCACUUGACAGACCACAGCUGCAUCGUCAGGAGGUAGCCUACCAAAUAAUAACGCGAUGUCUCGGUUUUGACUUACAGUAUUUCCUAUUUUUUUCAUCCCUGCUCGAUUGUCCAUAUUGGAGCCUGGCGUUACUGUAGAUAAGUAGGCUACAGCUAUACAUUAGCGAUCAACCAACAUACGGUGACUUAACGGACACCCGAGAAACAACACCUGAAAAUACGGGUUUUUGCCAUGUCCCGCGGUCGUCGUGUGACAAGAAUCGCAGGACAGGAUCGAAUCAAGCCGUUGGGGCAAUGCUAGGAGGUGCGUUAAUAACCUGGCAAGAGGAAUACUUGAUACUCGAAUACGUUUGCUUUCGGAGAAUCGAAUGCAGACAUGAGUUUUGAGUUGUCAUGCGGGGCGGUCCGGACACUGGACCCCCUGAUCGUGGGAGUCUCGGACAGAUCCCGAUGCUCACGGUCAAAUACUAGCUUGUGAGGAACGAAAGAAUGCCUGCGGUGACCGAGACCGGAGAAGCGCCCUUACUGAACGGGAGCAGAAGAGAAGAGGUAGUAGAGCUUUGGCUAGGUUGUUUGGGAAAUGGGGGGGGGGGGGGGGGGUUAAAUGCGCGCGUGCGUAAUUGUUGUUUUGGCGGCUACUAUAUACAGCCUAAUAAGAUUACAAUGUUGUUAAUACCCAUAUAGAAUGUGCGUUUGCAAGGAUAUUCAAUCCAUAUCAUAUUUAGGUCUGCACUGCAUGGUGAGCUCAAGCUAAUAGGCUACUCAACCUCAGCUUUCACUCUUCUGUAACCAGAGGAGCUCACUCAGUUAUCCACUCACUAAUCAACAUGUUGAGCACAAACAGAACUCUGCAUCUCUGGUGCGUCCGAGUUUGAUCAGAGGAACGCUGGGUUUUAAAUUAGGCAACGAGAGACCAGUCACGUUGUAUUUUUUUUUGUGCGUGUAUACUACAAGGUUACUUGAAGUCACCCCUCACAAAUGGAGGGACGCAACUGCAUUGCAGUCGAACUGGAGGUGAACGAUUUAGCUCCCCCUCAUAUAUUUGCCUGGGCUGAGAUAUGAAUGCCACACAAAAUUACUGACGCGAUAAUAACAUUAAUUAUUAAAUAAUUCCUCAUCAUGAUUAGGAGACUUAUCAUCUUUGGGGAUUACUUAUUAGAAUGAACUGUACAGCAUCUGGCUACAUUAUAGUCUAAGAUCACUGUUCUGUCUGAGUAGUAGCCUAAACGUGCACUGAGUCCUCAGUUGCUGAGGUGUAACCUCAGCUCUUAUGUUACAGAGUGAUCAAUAAAAAAAGAGAGACAGAGAUUGGGAGGAGAGCACUAUUGAGUUUUCAUAAUGUUUGUAUUAUACUGACACAACCAUAUCAAUACUGUUAAGCAGGCCUAAGUUACAUGUCUCAUGUUAUAAUGGCCUACUUUCCCAUGAGCAUGGUUGAUAUGUGCACAUAUGAUGUCCAUAUGUCCUGUCAGGCUAAAUCAGCACACCUCUGUGUGUGGUAAUGUUUAUUUCUGAGGUUGCAUUUCUACUUGGGCGGCCUGUGUGUUCCUUUGAAUGUUGUGGGGUUUGAGAGAAGUAAGACAGAUGUGCAGGCAGAACUGUACGCCCGCCGUCUCUUUCUCUCUUCCUCUGCUUUGUCCUUCAUCUCAAAGUGAAGGUAAGAAAGUGGAAAACAGGCUCCUACACACAUAAAAACAAAGAAGGGAGGGAGGUCUGUAGUAUCAUUACAGUUUGGACACUGGUUGAAGAAAACCUGGUUGGGUCAACCCACAUUGAGCUGUGUGUCUUGUCUUCUGUUGUGUUUGCAGCCAUCUAUGGUCAGAUUUCUUCCACAUACUUUGAGAAUAAUUGUACUCUUAUGUAGUAAAGACUUGCAGACUACAGGCUGACCUACUUGAAUUUAUACACACACAAACUCACAUUAUGUUUCUGCCUGCCUCUAAUGUGAGAGGCAUUCCUGAUAAAACUGUCUCAGACCGGUAGUUCUUAGGCUUGAUAAAUAAUUAACACUGGUUGAGUAAGACUGAAAUGCUCUUUAUAUACCUACUUAAACCCACUAUCCAUCUCUCUCCCUGCUGUUGCAUCAGGAUAUGUUACAUUUUGAUGGAUUUAUUUAUAUAACAAGAAUUUACUCCAUUGUGGUCCUCUGUAGCUCAAUUGGUAGAGCAUGGCGCUUGUAACGCCAGGGUAGUGGGUUCGAUCCCCGGGACCACCCAUACGUAAAAAUUGCAUAUUUACAUGACUGUAAGUCGCUUUGGAUUAAAGCGCCUGCUAAAUGGCAUAUUAUUAUUAUUAUUAUUAUUACUCUGGCCCCCUUCUUUAUUGAUCUUCCCUGUACCAUUAUUCAUUUUGGCAACUUGCUCUGAUAGUAGAUAGGUGAAAUACGUUGCCCUUGUGCUUAUGACAGUAAGAAGGAGCAAAAACAAAUGUUCUACUGCGUGAAACUGAAGCAGUAGAAACUGAAGCAACAGUGUUACAGCCGAAGUAGUUUCACAGUGCUAAUGUCAAUAUGGAGUGGGAGGAAAAGCGAUCAAGUGGGAGGGAAAAAGCACAGUGGAAGAAACAUGAUGCUCCUAGUAAACUACCCAUCCCUCUCUUUCUCUUCAUCUCUUCCUCUCUAUUUGCCUUUAAGUGGGGAUGAGUACGGCAUUAGCCCAUCAUCAUUAAUAUAGACACACACACGUAUAUAUGGAAUAAAUGAGCAAUUGAGGCACUUGACUCUAGGUUCAUGGUGAACUUAAAUGGUCUCUCCCGUUGACUCAGCAUGCUCCCUUGUCCUUGUAACGCAGGCACAAUUAAACCCCAGCACCUCUGCCAACAGGAACACACCUCCUCACAGCUACCGUUUGGACAGCAGCCUGCCUUUUUAGCAAAACAAACCUUCCCUGCAAGGUCACUGUCAUGGCUGAGAGGCCCAUUUGACUACUUCAAAAGUGAAGCAGAUAGACAGAUACUCUGAUCUCAGGGCCUGUAUCCACAAAGCAUCUCAGAAUAGAAGUGCUGUUCUAGUAUCUGUCCAUAGAAUCGUAUUCGUUCUGAGACUCUUUGUAGAUACAGGCCCAGCUCUUAUCUCGCUAGCUCUUUCUUUGUUUUCCUUUUGGUUCUUUUCUGUGCUCUUUGUGUGGCCAAGAGUGACCCUAUGCUUUUUUGCUUUUCCAAUUACCCGCUGUCCAUGUGCAUCUCCCUAUGGGAAGCAGGGAUGGCCACAGUACCACUAACUUCCACUGGCAACAGAGAGCUGAAUGCACUCUCUUUCUCUCUCUUGAUGAGGUCUAAAAGCAUCAACCUUUUCCAGUGCCAACUAAUACCAAGUGUUUAAAAUGGACUUCAUGGUUUGGGUUUCACUCUGCCAGGAAAUGUGUCCAUGCCUCCAGAGACUGGAAUGUUCCAUCUCUGGAAGAGAAGGGGAGCAAGAGAGGAGAGAACAUUGAUGUUUAUUAAUAUUGUUUUGACAUAAAGGCCAUGGUGUGAUUGAUGCCCAAUCAUCUGUAUUCUUAUCGAAUACACUUAAUAUAUGUUCUGUUUUUUCUGUUUCUGUUUCUUGCAGAAAAAUCCAGUUUUAACACCCUUUCCUUUCCUUGUCUUUCUGCCAAUCCUGUUCCUCUCCUUUUUAUCACCCCUCAUACGAUCCAUUACGCUUGAUGUUUUAUUAUCGUUAAAACCCCAUCACCAUCCCCACCACUUACACAAUCAUUUUCCAAUGUCCUGUCCACUCUCGCAUCCCUCCCUUUACCCAACCUUCAACCUGUGCUCCUGAUCCCAUCACUCAAACUCUGCUACUCCCAUUUAUAAAAUCUUAACCAAAUUUCUACCCGUAUUUGUGCUCGAUCCUCCAUCCCCCCCAUCAUCUGCUUUACCUUGUCUCUUAUCCCUUCCCCCAUGUAGCAGCGUCCCUGUAAACAGUCCCUUCCCAGGUCCUUAUGCCGAGAGUCCCACUGGAAGUGCCUGCUUCUCACGCUGCUGAUGUUCGGCUGUUUCGCCACGUUGGGAUGGUGCUCUUUCUACCGCGUCACUGUCAUGGCUGCCGAUGAACACGGCCUCUACUACGGCGGCCGCGCCCGCCUCUACCAUGACAGCCCCUGCUCCAACGGCUACGUCUACAUCCCGGUGGCCUUCCUGAUCAUGCUGUACCUGGUCUACCUGGUGGAGUGCUGGCACUGCUUCUCUAAAACAUCCUCUCUGGCCCGGGUGAGGAUCAGCAAGGUGUACAACAGGGUCCAGAGGCUGCAGCAGGCCAUGCCCUGUAUCUGGUGGAAGGCCAUCAGCUAUCACUAUGUGAGACGGACACGGCAGGUGACUCGAUACCGCAAUGGUGACGCUUACACCACCACACAGGUGUACCAUGAGCGGGUCAACACACACACAGCCAGUUCUGAAUUUGACUAUGCCCGACAUGGUGUCAAGGACGUAUCCAAGGAGCUGCUUGGCCUUCUGGAGCACCCGGCCGUACGCCUUCGUUUCACCAAGUGUUUCAGCUUUGCCAGUGCCCAUGCCGAGGCCGCCUACCUCACCCAGCGUGCACGCUUCUUCGCAGAGAACGAGGGUCUGGAUGACUACAUGGAGGCGCGGGAGGGCAUGCACCUGAAGAACGUGGACUUCCGUGAGCACAUGCUAGCCUUUCCUGACCCGGCAUGGCCGCCCUGGUUCUCUCGUCGGCGCAUGUAUUGGCUGAUCUCAGCCCUGAUGUUGUCCUGGCCACUACGUGUGGUGUCGGAGUACCGUACGGCAUAUGUUCACUAUCAUGUCGAGAAGCUGUUUGGUGAGAACGAGGAAGUAAAUGAAAAUGACAGCACUGAGAUGGGCAACUAUCGCUCAGGCCAGGAGAAUGGGCAACGUGGUGGCCCCAGAAUACGUGUCAUAUCGAGGGUCAACACAGUGGACAUCACUGAACUGGAGUGGCACAUUCGCUGCAACCAGCAGAUGGUACCCAGUUACUCCGAGGCCUUGCUGAUGGACCUGAACACCAACAACACAACAUCUUCGCCCUCUGCAGUUACCAGGGCAACACGUGUCCCUAUGAGGCGGAGCUCCAGCUACGUCCUCCAGAGCUGCCCCCGCUGUCGUAGGUCCACCAGCAGCUCCUCGCUCCCCUCGCGAGUCAGGGGGAACGUGGCGAUGGGGGCGGGCUCUUUGACAUAUGGGACAGUGGGAAGGAUGGGAGGAGGAAGGCUAGCCCUCAGCCGCAGUGGAUUCUCUCUUGGCCGUUUGCACACAGUGCGGCAGGCCUGCCUGUUUCACUCCCGGAGCCUUGGUGCAGGGAUGGGGAGUAGAGGGGACGAAGGUGGUGGGUUUCUGGGACUGGGGCUCCGCCGGGCUAACGAAGAGAGCAGAGGGGUCCUGGAGGGAGAAGGAUUUGAAGAGGAUGAGAAUAGUCUGCAGCAAGAAGAGGAUAGAGAGCAGGAACUAGAGAGAGUGAGGGCUGAGAUCAUGCAGGGAGUGGCCUGUGUGACAGAGAGACCACCAGCUUAUCAGGAAGCUCUCCACUUGCCUUUGUUGAUCAUCCAUGGUGAGGAGAGCUGCCAUGGAGGGGAGGACCUUAACGCAGGAUAG
This is a messenger RNA of Coregonus sp. 'balchen', 5634 nucleotides long. The record is from the annotation of a GenBank genome assembly. NCBI's taxonomy places the organism in Eukaryota, Metazoa, Chordata, Actinopteri, Salmoniformes, Salmonidae.